CUUAGUGUACCUAGUCUACUUAAUCAACACUUAGUGUAUUUAGUGUUUCAGCUUAGUGUAGAGAGGCUUCUUUCUUCCUUUUCUGGAGGAGUCAGUGGUUAGAGACGAUUUCCGUGGUUAGAGCGUACUUGGUCUUUAGAAGACGACUUUGGUGUCCAUUGCCAACCCCAUCAGAGAUCGCAGGCCUUUUCCCCUCAGUCCCAGCUCAUCAGCAAAGGUCUGGGUGGCUGUCUCCAGAGGAGACUGAACGAGGUUGUCAAAGCGGCUGGAUCAAAAGUGUUGCCAUGUCGGAUGGAGUGGUGUCCACGAUGAACCUGAGCAUGGAGAUUUCUCCCUCUGCGCUGAGGAUCUCACUGUGCACCUCCAGCCCUGGGUCCUGGUGGGCUCUGGUGGCCACUGGAGUCUUUGGAACUGCCUCCCUCUGGCUCUGCUGGGGUUGGAUUCGGGCAUCGAUGUCACACCCAGCAGGAACAACUGGGGCCACUGGAGGAUUCCCAAGGACACAGGUUGUCCUUUUCAUGCAGGAAGAAUCUGAAUCGUUUCCAUCCAGUUUCCCCGGCAUGCAGCAGAAUACAACACAAGGGGCUGCGGUCUUCUCUGACUCUUAAGGCCCUUGGAAGAUCCUGUUCUGCCAAAAUCAGGGUGAUUUGGGCAAGCAUCCUUAGGGCUCUGGACCUUAGUUUCUUUCCCUGGUUGAUUGAUUGACCAUAUAGGUGUCCUAACUCACAUAGUUGAAAAUCAGAUGUGGUGAAAGUGCAUUGAGACCAGAAACAAUGUUAUUGUCCUGAAAUGCAUGCCCAGAGAGCACUGAAUAAAUUUUUAAAACACCUGA
Homo sapiens (human) is the source of this 832-nucleotide messenger RNA. The record is from RefSeq and is a predicted model, not a curated record. NCBI's taxonomy places the organism in Eukaryota, Metazoa, Chordata, Mammalia, Primates, Hominidae.